AUCCCAACAACGUUAGAAACACGGGGGCUUUCUUGGUUUCGCAUUUUAACUUUGUUUUAGUUUAGUUUUUUAAUUAUUACUUAAUUAUUUUCUUAUAUUAUUACUCUAUUUCUCGACAGAGAAAAAUAAUAAGACAGGUGAUGUCCAGAAUGAAUCUACUCCUGACCGACCUCGUAUUUGGCGUGAACCACGUCCCCUCAAAUUACAUCCGGCCAAUUUCCGACCGGCCAAAUCUGAUGGAGGUCGAGAAAUCGGAGGGUUCCAACCUCAUUCCAGUUAUUGAUCUUCAGGGCCUCCAAGGCCCUGACCGCUCGCAUGUCAUCGCAAAGAUUGGUCUCGCGUGCCAACACCACGGUUUCUUUCAGGUUAAAAAUCAUGGGGUACCGGAGACGAUGAUCGAGAACGUACAGAGGAUAGCUAGGGAGUUUUUCCGGUUGCCGGAAAGUGAGAGGUUGAAAAACUACUCAGAUGACCCUUCUAAGACCACAAGGCUGUCCACUAGCUUCAACGUUAAGACGGAGAAGGUUUCCAACUGGAGAGAUUUCUUGAGGCUCCAUUGUUACCCACUUCAAAACUACGUGCACGACUGGCCCACAAACCCUCCGUCUUUCAGGGAGGAGGUGGCGGAGUACUGCAUGAGCGUAAGAGGGCUAACUCUGAGGCUGCUUGGAGCCAUAUCAGAGAGCUUAGGCCUUGACAGAGACUACGUCAGUGGACAACUUGGCAGCCAUGGCCAACACAUGGCUAUGAACUAUUACCCGCCGUGUCCCGAACCGGAGUUGACUUACGGGUUACCGGGUCACACUGACCCGAACCUGAUCACAAUUCUUCUUCAAGAUGAUGCGCCCGGGUUGCAGGUCUUGCAUAAGGGAAAAUGGGUAGCUGUCAAUCCCAUACCUAAUACCUUCAUCAUCAAUAUUGGAGAUCAAAUGCAGGUUAUUAGCAACGAUCGAUACAAGAGUGUGCUGCAUCGAGCCGUGGUGAACAGCGACAGAGAACGGAUUUCGAUCCCGACAUUUUACUGCCCCUCUCCCGAUGCGUUGAUAGGUCCAGCGCCGGAGUUGGUCGACAAUGAGGACCGACGACCGGCAGUGUACAAGAAAUUCACGUACCAGGAGUACUAUGACAAGUUUUGGAACAGAGGGCUUGCUACGGAGUGUUGCUUGGACAUGUUCGAAGUCUAGCCGAGUUGAGUUUUGUUCACCCUCUUCUUAAAAGGGUGAACAUUACCCUCCUCCCUAUUUGUUGAAAUGGUGUGGAUUCCACCAUAAAUUGAUGUCAUGCUUACCAAGAAGUAUAUUAUAUGGUAAGCAUGACAUCACUUUGUGGUGGGAUCCACACUAUUUCAACCAAUAGGAAGUAGUGUAACGUUCACCCUCUUUUAAGGAGGGU
This is a messenger RNA of Rhododendron vialii, 1392 nucleotides long. RefSeq names its product protein DMR6-LIKE OXYGENASE 2-like. Bases 141 to 1184 code for a protein of 347 amino acids. The record is from RefSeq and is a predicted model, not a curated record. The transcript has 4 exons. NCBI's taxonomy places the organism in Eukaryota, Viridiplantae, Streptophyta, Magnoliopsida, Ericales, Ericaceae.